Molecule: messenger RNA, 363 nt
Organism: Staurois parvus
Lineage: Eukaryota; Metazoa; Chordata; Amphibia; Anura; Ranidae
Source: the annotation of a GenBank genome assembly
AUGGGGCCCCCGGGCAAUAGGGGAUCAUGGGGCCCCUGUGUCCUUGCCCAAACUCAAAAAAGCCUAUGAAAAAGGUACCAGGGGCAUCUCAUGGGGCCCCCUACUGACCCCAGGCCCUGCCUGCAGAUCCCCACAACCACCGGCCAGGGUUGUGGGGAAAAGGCCCUUGUCCCCAUCAACCAGGGGCGGACUGACAACUCAUGGGGCCCCCAGGCAAUAGGGGAUCAUGGGGCCCCUGUAUCCUUGCCUAAACUCAAAAAAGCCUCUGAAAGAGGUAUCAGGGGCAUCUCAUGGGGCCCCCUACUGACCCCGGGCCCUCGGGCAAUGCCCAAGUUCCCAAAUGGUCAGUCCGCCCCUGCUCCC